CAUUUAAACCCUACCUCCUUUCCAAACCCUAGAAAUUCCCCUUACUUCAUCUCUCUCUCUCUCCUCACAUCUUCUGCCGCUCUCUCUCUCUCUUUCCUCGCCGAACCUCUGCAACCAUGGCGGAUGUUGAAGAUGUCGCAGCAGCAGGAGCAGUAGCCGCACCAAAGAAGAGAACAUUCAGGAAGUUCAGUUACCGUGGAAUCGACCUUGAUGCUUUGCUUGACCUCUCUACUGAUGAACUCGUCAAGCAUUUCCCUGCUCGUAUUCGCAGAAGGCUUGGAAGAGGUUUGAAGCGCAAGCCUAUGGCUCUCAUCAAGAAGCUCCGAAAAGCGAAACGUGAGGCACCACCUGGCGAGAAGCCCGAGCCUGUGAGGACUCACCUCCGUAACAUGAUCAUUGUUCCCGAGAUGAUAGGCAGCAUCAUUGGUGUGUACAACGGAAAGACCUUCAACCAGGUUGAAAUCAAGCCUGAAAUGAUUGCCCACUACUUGGCAGAGUUUUCUAUCUCAUACAAACCUGUGAAGCACGGUAGACCUGGUAUUGGUGCUACUCAUUCUUCAAGGUUUAUUCCCCUCAAGUGAAGACAUCAUUCUGUUACAUCUUUGCAGUAUUUAGAAUUAAAUCUCGCUAGGUUUUUUGUUCGACAUUUCAUCUGUCAUGACUCGCUGAGUACUAUGAAUUUUGUGAGAUUUUAAAUGUGUUUUUAUCAUACUAUUAUUAUGCCAAUGAAUUAAGUUUUGUUGAACUUCAAUGGUUUGUCGUUGCUGCUGGUUGUGCACAUUAUGGAAUUGGUUUCUGAUUGAAUAGAAGUUAUCCCCAAAA
This is a messenger RNA of Chenopodium quinoa (quinoa), 822 nucleotides long. RefSeq names its product 40S ribosomal protein S15. The transcript is spliced from 4 exons. Lineage: Eukaryota; Viridiplantae; Streptophyta; Magnoliopsida; Caryophyllales; Amaranthaceae. The record is from RefSeq and is a predicted model, not a curated record. The coding region runs from base 117 to 581 and encodes 154 amino acids. Gene Ontology annotation, biological process: ribosomal small subunit assembly; translation. Gene Ontology annotation, molecular function: structural constituent of ribosome. Gene Ontology annotation, cellular component: ribosome; cytosolic small ribosomal subunit.